AUGUCAUACGCCUAUCCCUUGGCUCGUUUGCAUGAACCCUACGUAUCCAGCUACUUUGAAGACAUCUACUUUCGCUCCGAGUACGAGGGGUUAGCUGUCACGCCGGAUCGAAGGGGCCCCAAAGGCUCUACGUUUGACCUGUGGAACUACACGACGUGGCUUUGUGACAGAAAGAAUGGUAUACCGUACGACCUAACCGAGUUUGGGAUUCCAGGCUUUGUUUGGAGUGCUCAGAAUAUGGCCUCACAAAGCUAUUUCGCAAUAAUGUUAGGUAAGCCGCUGCGCCUGACAAUUAAGCGCACGAACGAUGGCAGCCACCCAGCAAAAGCGUGGAAAGGCCGGCCAGUGAUCAAGGGCUUUCUGCCUGCGGAAUGGGCUCUGCUGCGCAAUUUAGAAUACCUGGACUUGAGUGACGACAUGGGGCAGGGCCUUAUCGAGGGCCCCAUUCCCAGCACCUGGCUGAUGAUGACAAGGCUGAGGACAAUCAAUCUGACAGGUCAUCCAAAUUUUUGUAAAGACUGGCACCGGAUUGUGGCGUACUUUACCGACCAGUACGGAAUACGUCUACGAAAUAGAUUUGCCGUAGACGGCGUUUAUUACGGUCGUGAAAAGUCUUAUUAUGGACGACCGUUUUACCUCUACCUGAAUGGUAGGUGGAGGUUAUACUACCAUACAAACGUCACAUUAUUCAAUCUGGACGGCGUCGGCUGGCAGUGGUAUGACCCCAGAACAGGUGAAGGAGGAAUACCUUUGCCAGAUAAUUAUGAAGUCGGAUGGGGUGAACGGAUUCGGGUGCCCCUAUCGCAGGGGAGAGCAGGGAACUGCCUCCAAGGGAAAGGGGGCCGCUGGUGA
This is a messenger RNA of Volvox carteri f. nagariensis, 852 nucleotides long. RefSeq lists its product as uncharacterized. NCBI's taxonomy places the organism in Eukaryota, Viridiplantae, Chlorophyta, Chlorophyceae, Chlamydomonadales, Volvocaceae. The transcript is spliced from 7 exons. The coding region runs from base 1 to 852 and encodes 283 amino acids. The record is from RefSeq and is a predicted model, not a curated record.